This is a messenger RNA of Plasmodium coatneyi, 726 nucleotides long. RefSeq lists its product as uncharacterized. Gene Ontology annotation, molecular function: calcium ion binding. NCBI's taxonomy places the organism in Eukaryota, Apicomplexa, Aconoidasida, Haemosporida, Plasmodiidae. The transcript has 3 exons. The coding region runs from base 1 to 726 and encodes 241 amino acids. The record is from RefSeq and is a predicted model, not a curated record.
AUGCAGAGUGGUCUACAGAAGGUGCUACGUGCACGGACGCGUAGGGACACAGCAUGGCGUAACGUUUUAGGGGACAUUUCCAUAGGGGGGAACUUCUCCUCCUGGGAGAAGGGAUAUGCAAAGGAGGGUGCCCACUUCAUAACUCACCCCUCCAGUGGAUGCUUCCCCAUGGAAAAGAAACACCUAACAAGGUAUUGGGCAGAAAGCACGAAGAAGAAAAUACACGACUCCAAGAUCAAUGAAUGGAGAGAACAGUUCCCAAUUCUAAACGAAUACGAUGACAAGGACUUGGCUAUCUGGAGAGAAGCCUUCAACAAAAUGGACAGAGACAACGACAAUUACAUCUCCCAUGCGGAUUUGCAAAAAAGUGAUUGGAGUCUGGAAAAAUAUAAUUUGUUCCAAAACUACGACAUGGAUCAGAACAACCUCAUUGACUUUGGGGAGUUCAUCCAAGCGGUCAUCGAUAUUGAUACUCAGUACUUUAAAAAUUUCUUCCAGGGGUUUAGCAAAAUAGACAUCGAGUUGGAGUUCCAGAAAUAUGCCAUUACCGAAAAGGAAGAGAACAAACAGGUCAUCCCCCUGACCAAGCUCAUGCAGAUGCUCAAAGACAAGGAGUUCACAUGCGUCACACACACGGACUCACAGAAGCUAUUCGAAGCAAUGGAUUUUAACAAAGACGGCGCGAUCGACUUGGAAGAUUUUCUAGCGUGGCUCGGGAAGAACUAG